Messenger RNA from Diceros bicornis minor, 1629 nucleotides. RefSeq names its product solute carrier family 48 member 1 (gene SLC48A1). The record is from RefSeq and is a predicted model, not a curated record. The transcript has 3 exons. The coding region runs from base 39 to 479 and encodes 146 amino acids. Gene Ontology annotation, cellular component: plasma membrane; lysosomal membrane. Gene Ontology annotation, biological process: heme transport. NCBI's taxonomy places the organism in Eukaryota, Metazoa, Chordata, Mammalia, Perissodactyla, Rhinocerotidae. Gene Ontology annotation, molecular function: heme binding; heme transmembrane transporter activity.
CGGCCGCUGUCGCCCUCCGGCCCGGCGCCCGCAGCCUCAUGGCCCCGUCCCGCCUGCAGCUCGGCCUCCGCGCCGCCUACUCCGGCCUCAGCUCCGUGGCCGGCUUCUCCAUCUUCCUCGUCUGGACGGUGGUCUACAGGCAGCCGGGGACCGCGGCCAUGGGGGGGCUCGCAGGUGUGCUCGCGCUGUGGGUCCUGGUGACCCACGUGAUGUACAUGCAGGAUUACUGGAGGACGUGGCUCAAGGGGCUGCGCGGCUUCUUCUUCGUGGGCGUCCUCUUCUCGGCCGUCUCCGUCGCCACCUUCUGCACCUUCCUCGUGUUGGCCAUCACCCAACACCAGCGCCUCACAGACCCCAACAGUUACUACCUCUCCUGCGUCUGGAGCUUCAUUUCCUUCAAGUGGGCUUUCCUGCUCAGCCUCUACGCCCACCGCUACCGGGCUGACUUUGCCGACAUCAGCAUCCUCAGCGAUUUCUGACCCAGGGGGUGAGGUCUCUGCACCCUGGGGUCCUCAGGACCUGGACUCAGCCUCUGAGACAUUGGGUGGGCCUGCUCUACCCCUUAGGGACCCCAGAACUGCAGCAGAACAUACACACUAGGAGGACUGUGGUCUCCUGGGAAGCUGUCCCGUCCCCUUUGGGGGAGACCUGGGUGCCGUGGAAAGGGGUCCUGCCGUGUUGCUCCUCAUUGGGCUGGCUGGAGGGCAGCUUUAGACCUUUUCAAGUGGAUCUAUUUUCUUAGCACUCAGUGAGGAAUCUUUGUAAGUAGGACCAGGGCAACAUAGGGCCUUGACCUAUGCCUGGGGGCAAGGGGCAGUGGGCAGGUGGCUUGGUCCCUGCUGCCCCAGGAGCUCUCCCUCAGGCCGGGGUGGGAACCUGGGGAGGUCAGAUCAAGUAAUGGAUCUCUAGUAGAGACCUCUCAACUCCCACCCAGCACCUCCAUCCUAUUGUUCCCCCAGGGUCAGGUAGCUUAGCUCAUCGGUCCCAGGAUGGCAACAUUUGGGUCUUUUCCCGAGGCCCGGGGACUUGAGCAGAGAGUUCAGUGUCCCUCUUCCCACCCCAUUCCACCCAGAGCCGGUCUCCCACGCGUGUGCCAGACCAUCAUCUCCUUCACAACACCUGAAGUCCUCCCGCGUACACGUACCGCACCCCCCAGAGCAGGUCUCCCCGAAUGAGGCCAGACUAAGGGUCUUGGGGAAGGUGCUCCUGCCCCCAGAAGGGCUUUGGGGAAGGGGGUGGCACGGCGUAGACUGGAAAGACCCCUCAAGACUGCCAGGGCACCUCCAGCUCUCCAUCUCGGCUCCGCCUCUUCACAUCGGCCCCUCGUGGCCCUAGAUCACCCCAGGCCAGGAGAUGCCUCCCCCACUCCCGCCUUACUCACUGCCCUUCACCUAGAGCUGUUAUCUUUUUUAAUCUCCCUUCUCAAGGACAAAAUCGGCUUUCCUGCCUGUCCCCUGGCCCAAGGGCUCACCUGACUCGGGAGGGAAGGGCUCUCUUGAAGAUCUGUCUGUGUUAGGUUGCCAUUUUGCACGGUCCACUCCUUUCCUACCUGACGUGUCCUCCCCCUCAGCUCUUUGCCUUAUCUGUGUCACUGUCACUUUAGCAGAAAUACAGCGGCCAUUUGUAUCA